AUGUUUAACAAAAUCAAACUGAGGAAAGCCCCUCUCUCACUUAGUUCCGUCAGCAAUGCCAUCAAAUCUUCAGGUACUUCAAACCUAAGCCCAGAAGUUUCCCCCAAACAUCUCAAAGUUACUGCGGGGGACCAGUUGGGACUUCCAGUCGAUUCCAUUGCUGCUAUUGCCUACGAUCCAGUUCAGUCACUAUUAGCUGUUGGUACAACAAACAACACGAUUCAUGUCUACGGGCAGAGCACCGUCGAGGUUGUCUUCGGGCUCAAGUCACUGGGUUCGGUGUCUCAUUUGAGAUUCGUCAAAGGUGUAUACUUGGUCUGCGUGGAAACAUCCGGUUCAAUCACAGUAUUAUCACUCGAGUCCAAGGAAAUCUUGGGCCAUUACCUGGCCCAUGGAACCGUAUGUGCAGUGGAAUCCGAUCCAUCUUUGGACUGGUUAGUGGUCGGCUUGAACAAUGGCUCUCUCAUAUUCUACGAUGUUGAUCGUCUUACAUUAACCCCAUUCAGAGUUGAUAAUUUGCAGAAGGUGGUGAUGCCAAAGCAGAAGAUGUCACCUGUUUUGUCUAUUGAGUGGCAUCCAAGAGAUAUCGGUUCGUUGUUGAUCUCCUACUCUCACUGUAUCGUCCAAUACUCCAUAGCUAGUGGAGGGAUCAAGAAUGCAUUCAUUUAUCAACUCGAUCCUAGUUGCAGAGGCUUUGAAUACUCCAAUUUGAUCGAAACAGGUGGGAAAAAGAAGCUUUUUGGCUCUCCGAAAGAGGUUUGUCCUAGGGUGAUUGAAGCUCAUUACCACCCAAAUGGUCUCCAUGUGGUCACAGUUCACGCAGACGGAACUCUUGCGUUUUGGGAUUCUAACAGUGCCACAUUACUAGAGGCCAGAACUAUCAAAGAAACUGGACUUCACAAGCAGGGUCCACCGGCACAGGUGGGUGCGUGCGGAGAAAUGAGAGCCAGAUGGAUCACGGGCCAAGAUCCAGAAUUGACACUGUUACUUGUAACAGGAGCCACCGCGGAAGCCCCAGACGUCAUUGAUAUUUUGGAUUUUGGCUAUACCUUGAAGUACAGUAUGACUUCCCACGAGAAGCAAGGUGAAUUCUACAGGAAGCCGCAGGAGGGCCAACGCAAGAUUCAUGUCAAGUUCAACCGCAGACUGCAAGAGCAGGGUCCCUUAGAGUACAUUACUCAUUUGCUCCCGCUUGCUGCUGAAGCACAACCAUAUUUCAAUGGCAGUCACAAUCCCUCAAGAAUCUUUCUCUUGUCAAGCUUAGGUGCUUUAUACAUGAGCCCCCUCAAUCCGCUCUCACCUCCGGAUAUGACUAUGCCUCCCUCUUUGGCGACAAUUCUUCCACCCCUUACCUUCUCGUCUUCUGAAUCUGUCAAGAGAGUUAACUGGUUCAGUAUUCUUUCUAACAGAAGAGCCAAAGGUGCACCACCAAAUACUUUGCUAUCAGGAGGUGCUGCCUCCAAUAAACUAUAUCCUCGCUCAAUUGGCCUUGAUGAAGGUUAUCAUACCGUAUCAAUUAAGGCUCAUGAGAAUGGCUCUGUUUGUCUCUUGGACGUAACCAGCGGAGAGUACAAUGAUGACGAGUCCAUCGUUCAGAUCAACUUGAAGGACACGUUGGAUAAUGGAACAGGUUCAGCAUCUUAUCGUCCAAUUAGUGUAUCGUGCAGUUUUGAAUCCCGUGAGAUGCUAGUCGGAUUGGCAAAUGGAAAUGUUGCCAUUUGUAAGUUCACUAAAGCUGGUGUUAACCCUCCAUCUCGUAGUGGUUACGACCAGUGCGCUGUACAGCAUUCGAAUGGCACUGCUAAAAUUAUUGAUUUGUCUCGUCGCAUUCUGGGGAAUUUUUCUCAACCAUCGUUCAUGCCAGUUUCUCUCUUGCAAACUGAAUCCAGUGACAGAAUCUCGUGCUUGAAGCUGACAGAUGCUGGCUUUGCUGCCGUGGGUUACAAAUCAGGAAGACUUGUUGUUUGUGAUAUUUCUCGAGGUCCAGCAGUGAUCAUGAAUUUAGAGAACAUCACAAGACACUUGCCCUCAGUUAGCGGAGAAUGCUAUGUCACCUCUCUUGAGUUUUCCAUCAUGGAGUACGGUCAAGAUGGAUACUCCUCCUUACUCUUAUUUGUGGGAACUAAUUCCGGAGGAAAUCUAAUGACUUUUAAGAUUGUCCCCCAGUCGAAUGGUGCAUUUGAUGUCGCUUUUGCUGACAAGACACUUGGACUUAAUUACAGAAGUAAAGAAAAUGAGGAUUCCCGAUUGGACAAGAUAAUGCCCAUUAAUGCGGCAACUGGAGAAUCUGCUGUGGCGACACUUGAAAUGUUCAGAGCAUUGGCCCGCAACAUUGUUAUACCUGGUUACGUAGUGGUUAGUUCCAAAAGAGACCUCAGAGUUCUCAAGACACCUAAACAGAAGUUGGCUCACAAAGUGGUCGACGAGACAUGUGUUUCCUGUGGUAUAGUCAAUAUCCGUCCAAAAGGCAUAGCUUUAGCGGCUUUGACGGAAACUGGGUUCGUGAAGCUCUUUUCACUUCCCUCUCUUGGUGACGUUGCAGACAUUAAGCUCCCCGUUGACAUCUACAAGAAACUACAGAAUGUUUUGAAAGGAAGAGCAGCUCAAAAUUCAACCGUGAUAUCUUCGGGUGAAAUCAUUGUCCUGAUGAGCACCUCGGAGACAUUGAAUUUAUUGAUUUACGAUGAGUCCAAGAAUAAGAGUCUUCCAAAGACAAAUCCUACCGAUUUAUUGUUCAACAAGAACGCCAUUAUUCCACCCCGCCCAACAGCAGGUGCGUUGCUGUGGGCAAAGGGACAAGCAAGCUACAUAUCUAGCCAAGAUUUGGCUUCGUUGAUCGCUGGCCCCAACAGAAAACCUGCCAAACACUCGGAAAGUGAAUUGGCGUACAAUAUCAGUCCGGAAGCCAACCCCAACAUGUCCUAUGGAGCGUACGCAGGCGCAAUAGCAUCAAAGGAGCCCGAAAAAGCUUACGAGCAACCUGUUCGUAGAGCCACAAGCACGAACCCUUAUGCAUUUGGUACUGGUGGAUUCAUGAAGACCAUGCGGGAUGGCCUAGAUGCCGUGGAGGAAGGCAUGAACCAGUAUGCUAGUGGACUUUCUGAAUCAAUGAAUGAAACUGUGGAGAGCCUGAAACGGUCAUUUUACUCGCUGGCUAUUAAGAGCAAGUUCGGAGUGUAA
This is a messenger RNA of Sungouiella intermedia, 3180 nucleotides long. NCBI's taxonomy places the organism in Eukaryota, Fungi, Ascomycota, Pichiomycetes, Serinales, Metschnikowiaceae. The record is from the annotation of a GenBank genome assembly.